AUGGCUAGUCAUCUGUCGUAUUGUGAAAAGAAUGUUAAAUACAAGCAAGACAUAAGAAAGAACUUUUCAUAUUUAUGUAAGGAAAUUUCACUGGCGAAUAUUCUACCACAUCUUCAUGAAACAUUACAUCUUUCUGAUUAUGAACGGUUACACAGAAGGCUCCGAAAUGAUUCAGAUUGGUAUUGCAACCAAGAUUUACUAACUUGUUUGCAGAAGCGAGAAUAUUGGUGGCGAGCUUUCCAUUGCACGUUAGUUAGCAUCGAUCGUUGCGAUAUUAUUAAACAAUUAGGAUGGGAUGAUAAUACAUUUGAUUUUGGCCCUGGACAUGAAAAUACAGCAGUUGGUCAGAAUUCAGGUGAGUCUUAUAAUCCACCUGAAAAUACUGAAAAACCAAGUAGGAAGGUACAAACAGUGGAGGAAUUUACACAGCAAAAGUUGGACGUGUAUAAAAAACAAAAUAACUUGGCUAAUCAAGCAAGAUAUGAGAACGAUCAACAAGGCCAAAGAGAUGCGAACCAAAAUUUAUUAUUGGAAAACUUGGAACAGAAAAAACAUAGUACUGAUUUCAAGAUGGUUUUGACCGAUAAAAAUGAUUUAGGAAAAGUUCCAGAAUCCCAAAUCCAUCCAGCAGUGCGAAGAAAUCUUCCAUUGAAUUUAAUGAAUCCAGAUCAAAAUGAAAAAUUGUCAAAUUUUAUUGCGUCUGCUAAGCCUUGUUCAAACACAGAAAAAACUCCAAGAGAUGAAGUUGAUGCAAAUUUGAACUCUGCAUCAAAUAGUCCUCAGAGUUUCGAAAAAAUAUCAAACUCUCAAAGUUUUCAAAGUUUAUCUCGCCCUCCAAAAAAAGAUCAUAGCUUAAGUGCUCCACUGAUUUGCACCGAUCUAGGUGCAGCUGCUUUCCUGCCAAAUGAUUGGCCAGAAAAGCAGACACCGAUUCAAGAGCCGAUACAUAAUGUGUCAACGUCUGCCAUCCAUCACAGUCUGAGUGCUCCAAUUAUGAAUCAGACUCCAUUUCAUGAAAGGCAAAAGCAUAACUCUGCAAAUACAAACCAAGAAGUAUUAAGUUUCAAAAAAGAAGAUGGCAAUGAUUUUGAAUCUUCGCAGUCAGCAGAACUAUCUACCAUAUUAGUUCGACCAACGUCAGAUCCCUGUUUGAACUUUGACCCUAGCGAUGGUCGCUCUAAUGCAGAAAGACAGGAAGUUGACCUAAGAGAGCAAAAUUUAAUGUUGUAUGAUAGCUUAAAAAAUGGAAACAGAUCCAAUCCAAAUCCUGAGUCAAGCAGAUCUGAAAAUUUUGAAGAUGUUGUUAAUGAUGGUGUAACUUCUGCUACAGCUAUUCAAGAAAUUGCUCCUCAGAGCUCAGCAUGUCCAUCAAAUAUGUCUUCCUUGACAACUGAUGAUGUCAUAAAGCCAUCUAUUGCAUCUACAGUUGACCCACAAGGAGUCUCAAGGAGGAAUAUUGUAAAAGAUGAAAAGACCCUUAGACACAAAUCUCCAAAUUUAAAUAGAGAACAAGACAGCUAUGUCACUAAUCUCCAUAGUUACGGCAGUGAUGUCACUUCCUCAGUUCAAUCUGCAGAUGGUCAAAGUUCAGCCCUAAGUGAAGAAGUCUUAGAUCGUGAUCAAACUAAUGUGAAAAAUUUGGACAGUAUCACCAGGGUAGAUGCUUUUGACAAUUGCAAUCUUGACCCUUCCAGUAUUCAAUCAGACGGCAGUGACCUUGACCCUUCUAGUGUUGGAUAUCCAGAAGCUAUGAGAUUAGAUGUUGCUGCAGAAGUUUCUGGAUCAGUGCCAUCUGGUCCUAGCGCAGCAGGUGAUAUUACGACAGCUCCACCUAUCGUUGAGGAUCUUCACCGUAGCAACUCUACUUUAGCUCAAAAUUCUUCUUCAGAUCAAAGUCAUGAAGACAAUAUGCCAAAAUUUGAUUCACUUCUGAGUGGAAGUCAUCAGUCUCUGCCAAGGACGACUAACCCGAAUCUAGCAUUGAGUGAUCUCCCUCAAAAUGCUCAAAAUGGAAAUGUUCCAGAACUCUGCGAACUAUUAAGUGAGGGUUCCUCUGUUGACCCUGCUGAUUAUUCUGAGAAUGGCGCCUCUCCUAUGUCUGUAGCUUUUCCCCCAUCUUCUGGCCAAUUGGCCAGAAUGGAAAAAGAAGAUCUUGAUCAAAGCCGAGACCAAGAGGAUGCAGGUAACGCAAAUUCAGCAAGUCAUGAGACUGCCCUCAAUGACGGUCCUCCAUCUUUUUUUCAAGGAGUUUUGAAUUCUAUUGGUCAUCUUGUUGAUGGUGUUGGUGAAAAACUGUUUCCUUCGUUGGAGUGCUCUGAGUGA
Molecule: messenger RNA, 2322 nt
Organism: Lottia gigantea (owl limpet)
Lineage: Eukaryota; Metazoa; Mollusca; Gastropoda; Lottiidae
Exons: 3
Coding region: 1-2322 (773 amino acids)
Source: RefSeq, a predicted model, not a curated record